Molecule: messenger RNA, 2057 nt
Organism: Pectinophora gossypiella (pink bollworm)
Lineage: Eukaryota; Metazoa; Arthropoda; Insecta; Lepidoptera; Gelechiidae
Product: juvenile hormone esterase-like
Exons: 5
Coding region: 303-2000 (565 amino acids)
Source: RefSeq, a predicted model, not a curated record
CUCUUCGUGAAAUAACGUGUUUUGUUUUUGUAUUAAAGUUUAUUUUAAGAAACGUGUUUUUAUAGUGAUGGCAAUUAAUUGGUUAGAAGAUAAGCCAGUAAUUGUUAGGAUCAUAAAAUUCGCCAAAAUCACGUUGUCGGCAACGUCGCCAAAUAAUUUAUAUAGCAAUUUUCUCGUUGCUAAAGCGUUCCCUAGUUGCCAAAGCGUCGCGAAGUGAGUUUCUGUAAUACAUUUUAGUUUUAUUAUUGGCGACAGUCGCUGGCGACUUGGCCAUUACGUCUCGGAUCAGCAACUAUUGUACAAUGUUCCAUACAACACUACUCGUUUGUAUGGUGGGUAUGGUAUCGGCCAUUCUACCGUCGGAUAGAAUCGUAGUUUAUACGAAAUCUGGACCUAUUAGAGGAAAGGUAGUAUCGGAUACGAAUGUGCAUUAUUAUUCGUAUCAAGGAAUACCUUAUGCUGAAAGCCCUACAGGAGAUCUUCGUUUUAAGCCACCAGUACCAAAAUCACCAUGGAAUAAAAUACGGAAUGCAACAAAAGAAGGGUCGAUUUGUCCUCAAUCCGAUGCGAAACCAGAAGAAAUGAGCGAAGACUGCCUAUUCAUCAAUAUCUACGUACCUUACAUAAGACUUGGGAAACUAUCUGUACUUGUUUAUGUGCACGGCGGAGAGUUUUUGUCAAAUUCUGGAAAUUCAGACAAUCAAUACGGACCGCAGUUGCUUCUAAAACAUGGUAUCAUUUUAGUCACACUUAAUUAUCGAAUUGGUGCACUAGGAUUUCUGUCUCUCGGUGUAGAAGAUGCUUCGGGGAAUGCAGGUAUCAAAGACGUUCUACUGGCUUUGAGAUGGAUUAAUGAUAACAUUGACAGAUUUGGAGGCGACACAAGUAGGAUAACACUUGGAGGAAAUAGUGCUGGAGCUGUACUAGUACAUUAUCUGUUACUAUCUGCAAAAUCAUCUGGUUUGUUCAAGCAAGCGAUCCUUAUAAGUGGAAGUGCUCUAGGCUACAGAUUCUUAGCACGACAUGCUAAAGAAAAUGCACUAGCACUAGGUAAAUACUUAGAUUUACAAACUGAAAAUAGACAAGAUUUGCUACAAAAACUUAAAGAGAUUGAUGCUUUGGAAAUAGUAAAAGCACAAAAAGAUAUGGGCAAAAAUGAUACGCGAAAAGGAUUAAGGACGUUUGCCCCUUUCGUGCCGUGUGUGGAAAUUGAACAUAAAAAUGCAGUUAUUACUAAGUAUCCUAAAGACAUAAUUGCAUCUGGUAUUCCACAAAAUGUGCCCAUUUUAGCAGGUUUCAAUUCAGAUGAAGGCCUAAAAAUGUACCCAGCUGUCAAAAAAGAUCCUACAUUAAUAGAUUACUUGAAUGAAAAUGUAGAACUCUUAAUUCCAUCUGACAUAGAAUAUCCAUAUGGAUCUAAUGAAUCUACAAACGUAGCAACACGAAUUCGUGAAUUUUACUUCAAUGGUACAACCAUAAGUAAAGAUGUUACUCAAGGAUAUGUUGAUUUUAUAACAGAUGGUAUGUUUUCGUUUGCUAUAAAUUCUUGGGUUAAACUCCACAAACAGAGGAAAGAUAGUAAGAAUGUGUAUUAUUAUGCAUUUGAUUUUGAAGGCAGUCUAAACUACAAUAAAAUAAAUAAUAAUAUUGAUCGCCCUGGGACGUCGCAUGCCGAUGAACUUGGAUAUUUGUUUGUAACAAAAGUAACUAGACCAUAUUUAAACAAUAUUGAUAAAAAAAGUGAACGAAUGGUCAAUAUUUGGACUUCAACUGUUGCAAAUUUUGUAAAAUUCGGGGACCCUACGCAAAUACUUUACAACUUAGGAGGCAUUGACUGGUUGGAAAGUAGCAGUAAUCUUAAUCAUUUUCGAUUAGCUGACCUUGAAAAUCGCAAUGAAGCGCCAAGGGCUAGAUUUCUGCAAUUCUGGAGUGAGAUAUACAAUGAAUAUGACGAAUAUGUGAGAAAUGGUGGACAACUAAUGCAGAAAAUUGUACCUUGAAAAUAUUUUUUUUUUAGUUGCGAAAAUAUGAAUAAAAUAUUAAAUGAUCGCUACUUA